GGAGCCGGGCGCCGCCGGCGCCGCCGUUGCCGCCGGCGCCGCCGAGGCUUAACGUCUCGCUCGCUCGCGCAGCGGCGGCAGCAGAGGUCGCGCACAGAUGCGGGUUAGACUGGCGGGGGGAGGAGGCGGAGGAGGGAAGGAAGCUGCAUGCAUGAGACCCACAGACUCUUGCAAGCCGGAUGCCCUCUGUGGAUGAAAGAUGUAUCGUGGAAUGAACCCGAGCCAUGGAGAUGGAUUUCUAGAGCAGCAGCAGCCUCAGUCCCCCCAGAGACUCUUGGCCGUGAUCCUGUGGUUUCAGCUGGCGCUGUGCUUCGGCCCUGCACAGCUCACGGGCGGCUUCUCUGCAGAAUGUCAAACAAAGAUCGACACAUUGAUUCCAGCUGUUCGUCCUUCAUCAAGACGGAACCCUCCAGCCCGGCCUCCCUGACGGACAGCGUCAACCACCACAGCCCAGGUGGCUCUUCAGACGCCAGCGGGAGCUACAGUUCAACCAUGAAUGGCCAUCAGAACGGACUUGAUUCGCCACCUCUCUACCCUUCUGCGCCUAUCCUAGGAGGUAGUGGGCCUGUCCGGAAACUGUACGAUGACUGCUCCAGCACCAUUGUUGAAGACCCCCAGACCAAGUGCGAAUACAUGCUCAACUCGAUGCCCAAGAGACUGUGUUUAGUGUGCGGUGACAUCGCGUCUGGGUACCACUAUGGGGUAGCAUCCUGUGAAGCCUGCAAGGCAUUCUUCAAGAGGACGAUUCAAGGUAAUAUAGAAUAUAGCUGCCCUGCCACGAAUGAAUGUGAAAUCACAAAGCGCAGACGUAAAUCCUGCCAGGCUUGCCGCUUCAUGAAGUGUUUAAAAGUGGGCAUGCUCAAAGAAGGAGUGCGUCUUGACAGAGUACGUGGAGGUCGGCAGAAGUACAAGCGCAGAAUAGAUGCGGAGAACAGCCCGUACCUGAACCCUCAGUUGGUUCAGCCAGCCAAAAAGCCAUAUAACAAGAUUGUCUCACAUUUAUUGGUGGCUGAACCGGAGAAGAUCUAUGCCAUGCCUGACCCUACUGUUCCCGACAGUGACAUCAAAGCCCUCACUACACUGUGCGACUUGGCCGAUCGAGAAUUGGUGGUUAUCAUUGGAUGGGCGAAGCAUAUUCCAGACUUAGCUUUGGAACCAAACCCUUCUGACCACCCAAGGUCAAGCACAGUUUGUCUGAGCAAAUCUCAAACAGAGGUGCGGGAAAAGACGAAGAGCAACCCUUUAAACCAUGUUCCUAUUAUUCGGAUGUUGGAAGUCUUAGACUUACCAGAUCGGCGGAUUCUUAACCACUGCGCCACCAGGGAAGUCCCAUUCCUUCUUCCUGUUUUGAUCUCUUACUUGUUGGGGGCUUCCCUCAAACGAGUGAUGGUCCUUGGCUGUCUGUUAAGAUCUAAUUGGAAGCAUCACUUGGACAACUCGUUAACUGAUGGGCCUCACUGCAAGGAUUUGGGGACCACGCCUCUGAACUCUGAGCCUGCCUUGGGUUCCGUAAGACAAACUGGUUUUCUUGUUCCUGUCCUAGUCACUCUCUGUAGGUACCAAGGUUGUGCUUCCUCUGUUCUGCCAUGUCAGUUACCACUCCUUUAUCUAGUCUUUUCACCUUUCAAACAUUAAAAAUCAUCUGCUGUUUAUCCUGUCUUAUGUAUAGCUUUUUUAAAAAAUGCCUUUAAUUCUACUGAGAUGAUAUCUGAAAGAAGGGGGAGAGGAAAUAGAUUUGUGGUCAGUCUACUCAAACUUAGAUUUAUUCUUUGAAUAUAGGUUCUGAGUUUGAAGUUUAAUUCAAUAUAAUUAACGAUAUUAAUUCAGACAAUAUUUUGGAUUAUACCUAUAAUUAGAAUAUUAUACUUUUCUACUAAGGCCUGGAGUAUGAAUUCUAUUCAAACCACUCACCCUACCAUAUUGUCCAUUAAUGUGCAACAUAGAUGGAGUAUUACAGACUUUUCAGUUAAAGUCAUUGAUUCUUAAUAAACGUAUCCAAAACUUGUGAAAAGGGGGAAGAAAAAAGUGAACUUCAGCUUUAUUCUCUUUUUUUUUUUUUUCAUUUAUAUACUUUUAUUUGGGAAUGUUUAAAUCAAUACAGAGAAAACUAAAUUUCAGAGACACUGAAUAUCAUUAGUUUGGAUAUCAUUACUUUCUUAUAAAAGAAACACGGAAAUUAUUUACAGGAUGAAAGAUUUCAGAACUUCAGUGGCAGCUUCACGUGAUGCCAUUGGGGGAACGGGCAGCUUCACGUGAUGCCAUUUCAAUAGUGACUUAUUUUCGUCGACAUAUUUUCCAAGAAUGUCACCAUCUCUAAAUAAGAAAGAAUCCUUGUCAUCUAGAACUACUUUGGUGCCUCCAUAUUCUGGGAGAAGAACUUUAUCUCCAACUUUCACACUAACUGGUUGAAUCUCUCCACCCUUUCCUUUAGAGCCUGAUCCAACAGCUACUACCAUUGCUUGCAAUACUUUUCCUUGCGAUUUUUCUGGAAGCAUAAUGCCUCCUUUGGGUACAACUUCGGGUGCACUUCUUUCAACUAAUACUCGGUCAAAGAGGGGAAGAAACUUUCUAAAUGCCUGUCCUGCCAUGACUCGGGUUGCCGCACUUCGUACUCUCGCUCUCUCCAGCUUUAUUCUUUUAAUGGGUUAAAAUCAGAGGCAGUGGGCACAGUGGGAAGAGUCAUUGGGUGGGGGCAGGAUUUCAACAGGUACUUGACCUUUAAUGAUAAGCUUUGAGGGUUGUUACUUACUAACCUCCUAGGUAUGAUUAUUUUCUAGUCUUCACCAUUAAACCUGAAGUCUACUAAGCAACCUUUCCCCUUAUAAAGAUUGUAAAAGUCCAUGUAUUUUGUCCUUAGUGCUGAAUGAAGAUAAAUACUCUUCUUCAGUGACCAAUUGAAAUAAUACCUAUGAACAUUAAACUGUCAGUAGUGUUUUUUGCUACUUGUUUUUUUUUUUUUUGUAUUUGCAUUUUAUACCCUUAUGUGUGUCAGUGCAGUUUAUUGAGGUUGUGAGCCAGCAAUGGUAAGGCUUUAAUCAUAAAGGACAGUUAUCUUAAAUUUUCAAGCAAGAUGAGAGGAAAGUAAUCUGCUGGCAGCUAACAUAUCUAGGCUUUGCUCAGAGGCUUCAAUUCUGCCAUCCUUUAGUGAACACUAGAUGCUGGAAAGUUUGAAUA
This is a messenger RNA of Balaenoptera acutorostrata (minke whale), 3174 nucleotides long. Its product is annotated as cyclin-Y-like protein 1. Gene Ontology annotation, cellular component: plasma membrane. The record is from RefSeq and is a predicted model, not a curated record. Gene Ontology annotation, biological process: regulation of canonical Wnt signaling pathway; regulation of cyclin-dependent protein serine/threonine kinase activity; regulation of DNA-templated transcription. NCBI's taxonomy places the organism in Eukaryota, Metazoa, Chordata, Mammalia, Artiodactyla, Balaenopteridae. Gene Ontology annotation, molecular function: cyclin-dependent protein serine/threonine kinase activator activity; zinc ion binding; sequence-specific DNA binding. The coding region runs from base 148 to 1635 and encodes 495 amino acids. The transcript is spliced from 10 exons.